AUGGGGCAUUUAAAUAGCUACUCAAAGUAUCAAGAGGAGUGGUCUGAGCCUUGGAUCAUUCGUUUCUGGCAAGAAACGAGUAAGAACGCGAGGCAAUCGGCGACGGACACGCGGCUAACGAAGAGGGAGGACACGCAUCGAGCAACUGGUGGAGAGACGCGUCUGGCGCCUCCGCUGACACACGUCCGACGGCUGACCCUGAAACCCAAACCGAAACCCACCGCUAGCCCUUGUACGACACGUGUCACACCUAGAAAAUUCGAGAGGUCACUGCAUAGAAAAUUCGUAAUUUUUGGACUCCGUACGACUGUAAAUCAAGCUUGGGAAGGCACGCGACAUACUUGUAAGUAACCGCACAGAAUUAGGAAGUAAUGCUUGUAGGGUGUGUUUGGUUUUACAUGCAUACUAAAGCAAAUUACUCCUAGAUGGCUAGAUCUGAUAAUCCUCUGUACUUUGGAAAUUAAAUAUAUAUCUGUUGGACUUGCUGCCCUAAUGAGAUUUCAUACUCGAUGUUUGUAUGCUUGCUGAACUA
This is a messenger RNA of Cucurbita moschata (crookneck pumpkin), 532 nucleotides long. RefSeq lists its product as uncharacterized. The record is from RefSeq and is a predicted model, not a curated record. The transcript is spliced from 5 exons. The coding region runs from base 1 to 351 and encodes 116 amino acids. Lineage: Eukaryota; Viridiplantae; Streptophyta; Magnoliopsida; Cucurbitales; Cucurbitaceae.